Messenger RNA from Camellia sinensis, 1214 nucleotides. Lineage: Eukaryota; Viridiplantae; Streptophyta; Magnoliopsida; Ericales; Theaceae. The record is from RefSeq and is a predicted model, not a curated record.
AUGGGAAUAACGGGUAAUAGACACAACCAUCCAUUCUGGUAUCGUUUCAAUGUUUCACCAAACGACGUAGUUGUUGCGUUUCCCAUAUUCCAAAUUGUCUUCCCUUUCUUCUUCGCCCUAGCUCAGUCUCUCUCUCUCUCUCUCUCUACAUCGCGGUGCGCCGAGCUCCACUGCCGCUUAACGCCACCGCACCAACACCAUGCCACCACCACCACCACCACCACCACCAAAAGGAUUGAUAGCAAAGUUUUGAAUGUCGGGGAAGAGCUGUGGAAAGAAACUCUGCCAUUUCAAAUGGGUUCUCGCCUUUACCAACUGGAAGGGCUUAAAUCACAUAUGUGGUAUGAAGUGAAGAUAUCAUAUCCAGCUUCUAUACCCACGAGCUUUUCUCUACGGUUGACAAGAGGUAAUUCAAGCUUAGGGCAGAAGCGGGGAAGAAAAUUACUCAACACCGAAAAGUUAAUCUUCAAAACUGAUAAUCUGGACUUCUCAAGCGACCAGGGUGUAAUGUUUGUCCUUGUGACUGUGGAGCCUGAGGGGGUUGUUGCAAUACCAAACGUACAAGAGAGAAAAGAAGUCAUUUUUAACAUAGUUUGUGAUGAACUAUUGUUAGGCAUCCCCCGAGCUGCCUGGUGGGUUGCAAUUUUGGUAUUGCUUUGCUUGGGAUUGGCAUUUGUGAUCCCAUAUUUUCUUCCAUCAUAUCUUCUAAGAAUGGACCAAAGCCCACAAUUAGCAAGUGAUAUUAUUUCCAAGGAUUCUUGAACAUGCACCUGUGUUGCUAUUUUGCGGCUUUUGGAACCGUUUGAAUUGGUGAUGAGCAGAGGAUGUCGUAGCUGAGUUUACUGCUAGAGAUUCUUCCAAUCAUUCAAGUUAUAUACAUCUUCGGAAUAUCUCUCUAAAGCGGCUUCUAGAAAUGGGUGAAAGGAGCUCCCACAUCUACCUUUCUUAGUCGUCGUCAUCUUCUUUGUUUGUGAAAACAGAGGAUCUGAAAUAUGCAAGUGCUUACCCAUAUAAUUCAGCUAAUCGAUUGUUUUUUUCUGCUUGAGCUUUUUAACUGAUGUUUGUUUUUGAUUUUGUGCUUUGUUAGAGUGAAGCUAUACGAUUAAUUUUUGCAUACAAUUCUCAUAUAGAAAGUUGUGGCGUUAUAUGGUCCUUUAAAUUCAUUUUACAUCAAAAUGAGGAGCUUCUAAAUAUACCAACUUCAUUUAUCUUUA